Messenger RNA from Xyrauchen texanus (razorback sucker), 918 nucleotides. Its product is annotated as T-cell leukemia homeobox protein 1-like. Gene Ontology annotation, molecular function: DNA-binding transcription factor activity, RNA polymerase II-specific; RNA polymerase II cis-regulatory region sequence-specific DNA binding. Lineage: Eukaryota; Metazoa; Chordata; Actinopteri; Cypriniformes; Catostomidae. Gene Ontology annotation, cellular component: nucleus. The transcript has 3 exons. Gene Ontology annotation, biological process: animal organ development; regulation of transcription by RNA polymerase II. Bases 1 to 918 code for a protein of 305 amino acids. The record is from RefSeq and is a predicted model, not a curated record.
AUGGAUCAUAUGGGAGCGCAUCUCCACCAGACACACGCAGACACCAUCAGUUUUGGGAUUGAUCAGAUUCUUAACAAUGCAGACCAGGGGAGCUGCAUGAUCUCCAACCCCAGAAUGCAGGACCUGGACUACGGUUUGGGGUGCAUAGUCAGCACAGCGUACAAUACCAUGACUGGCAACUACAAUGUAAAUAACUCGGCUGGAUACAAUGGAAACUCGUGCAGUGUUAGCUCGCUCGGCGGCUCGUACAACAUGAACUUGGGCUCGAAUGUUAAUGGGAAUUGCCUUAAUUCUUCGGGAGUGAUCCGGGUGCCAGCGCACCUACCGCUGAGCAGCAUUCAUUCAUCCAUUCCCACCAGUGGUGCCACGGUGCCAAGUAUGGGAAGCAUGGGCACCAUUAACAAUCUCACGGGAUUAACGUUUCCAUGGAUGGAGAGUAACCGGAGAUAUACCAAAGACAGAUUUACAGUGGCCCUCUCACCGUUCACUGUAACACGCCGUAUAGGUCACCCGUACCAGAACCGGACCCCUCCGAAGAAGAAGAAGCCCAGGACGUCGUUCACGCGCCUCCAGAUCUGUGAGCUGGAGAAACGCUUCCACCGGCAAAAGUAUCUGGCGUCAGCUGAGAGAGCAGCCUUAGCGAAAGCACUUAAAAUGACUGACGCACAGGUCAAAACAUGGUUCCAGAACAGAAGAACGAAAUGGAGGAGGCAGACAGCAGAAGAAAGAGAAGCCGAGCGACAACAAGCGAACCGAAUCCUAAUGCAACUUCAACAAGAAGCAUUUCAAAAGACUAUAAACCAACCUGUUACUCCUGACCCAAUCUGCCUUCACAACAGCUCUCUGUACGCACUUCAGAACCUCCAGCCUUGGACUGAGAACACGGCGAAAAUCAGCAGCGUUCCCAACAGUGAUUAA